Schizophyllum commune H4-8 is the source of this 873-nucleotide messenger RNA. RefSeq lists its product as uncharacterized. Gene Ontology annotation, molecular function: ubiquitin-protein transferase activity. Bases 1 to 873 code for a protein of 290 amino acids. The transcript has 4 exons. Lineage: Eukaryota; Fungi; Basidiomycota; Agaricomycetes; Agaricales; Schizophyllaceae. The record is from RefSeq and is a predicted model, not a curated record.
AUGAACCCCCACCUCUCGAGCUCGCUGCGCCCUUCCCUCGACAUCGCCCGCUUCGCCGGGCGGUGCGUGGGGAUCCUCAUCAUGUACAAGCGCGUCUUGGACGCCGCGCUCGCGCCGGCGUUCUUCAAGACGCUGAUGGGGAGAAGGCCGGGCCUGGAGGAUCUGGAGGCGGUGGAUGCGGAGCUGUAUCGCGCGUUGCGGUGGAUGUUCGAGAACAACAUCACGGACGUACUUUUCGAGACGUUCAGUAUCGAGGAGGAGACUUCUACUGGGCUGCGCGUGGUCGAGCUCAUUCCUGGCGGCGCGCAGAUCCCAGUCACGGAAGCCAACAAGAAAGAGUAUGUCGACGCGCGCGUAGGACAUCGAUUGAUCGGUCGCGUCCGACAGGAGCUGGACGCCUUUAGAGACGGAUUCACGGGAUUCGUCCCUAUCGAUCUCCUUCGGCGGUUUACCGAAGGCGAACUCGCCGUGCUGAGCUGCGGGCUGCCGGAAAUCACGAUCUCCGGGUGGCAGCGGAGGACGCAGAUUCGCGGCUACGCGCCCGACGAUUCCGUUGUUGCCUGGUUCUGGGACUGCGUCCGGGGCUGGGACGUCACGCGCCUGGAGAAGCUGCUGUUUUUUGUAACUGGGAAAACUCGUGUGCCCUUGGGAAGCCCGCACGAGAGGUCUCGUUUGCCUCGGGCUCCCGAUGUGUUCAUCAUAGAGCGCGGUGGUGAUCCGGGAUCGCUGCCGACAAGUCACGCGUGCUCCAGUACGUUAUACUUGCCGCCGUAUCCGAGCCGUAGGGUGCUAGAGAAGAAGCUAUUGUACGCUAUCGAGUGCGUGCUUCAUCAUUUACGGUCAAUGCGCAUGUGCAUGCUGAUUAGCUCCUAG